This is a messenger RNA of Colletotrichum navitas, 891 nucleotides long. RefSeq lists its product as uncharacterized. The coding region runs from base 363 to 665 and encodes 100 amino acids. The record is from RefSeq and is a predicted model, not a curated record. The transcript has 2 exons. NCBI's taxonomy places the organism in Eukaryota, Fungi, Ascomycota, Sordariomycetes, Glomerellales, Glomerellaceae.
GUUGUUUUUAUAGCGUUUUCUCCCAAGGAACCAGUUAAAUGUCUUGCGCUAGGAUGUUAAGACUAAAAUAUUACAUGGUUAAUAUUAGACCCCGAAGCAUUGAAUUAAUCUAAAAGCAUAAACAUUUAGUUAAUCUCUGUGGUAGCAAACCCGCACUACUAGGCAACUGUGGCCGUGCUUCUCCGAUUAGCUCCACUAACAGUACUUCUAGAUUCUCACGCACAACCAGGUAAACAAAGUAUAAUAAUCAAGGUGUCUUGUCCUUUCAAACCUUAUUCUACAAAGCAUAAUAUAUUACAGAUCUUUGUUUACACUAGUCUUACUUAUCAGCAAUUUGUCCUUCUUAUCUUCUUAUCUUCAACAUGCAGUUCCUUAACACAGCUGUCUUGAUUUUCGGUCUAUUAAGUGCAGCAUGCGCUAUAGCAACCCCGGCUAGGCCUUACAAAGCUGAUAAUCUCGAGACUACUGAUGUCAAAGCUGGUGAUCUCCAAGCUCAAUACGAAGCUUAUGAUCUCGAACGUCGCAAACCUACAAGAACCAGACCCAAAAGGCCCAACAGACCUCAACGCCAGAAAGUUUGCAAGAAAACCGAUGAGUGGUGCGCUUCUGAUAGCGAAUGUUGCAGCAAGAGUUGCGAAAAAUCCUUAACAAACACGUGCGACUAAGUAUUGUUACUCAAUAUUAGUGUAACGCUUUAAUUGUUAUUGCUGUCGCUUUAAAAAUAGCAUUAAUAGGGCUUAAACUACACAGAAUCUAGUUUUAAAUAUAUAGGAUAUAAGAGGUUAUUUUUGUUAAAGUGUAUAGAUACAGUAGUUAAUUACAGCAGUCUCCCUAGUUAAUUAGGCGUAUAUUAAUAGUGUAACUAUUAGUAAAUUUACUGUAGUUAUAGCC